Messenger RNA from Fulvia fulva, 1143 nucleotides. RefSeq names its product General transcription and DNA repair factor IIH subunit tfb4. Gene Ontology annotation, biological process: nucleotide-excision repair; regulation of DNA-templated transcription. The transcript has a single exon. NCBI's taxonomy places the organism in Eukaryota, Fungi, Ascomycota, Dothideomycetes, Mycosphaerellales, Mycosphaerellaceae. The record is from RefSeq and is a predicted model, not a curated record. The coding region runs from base 1 to 1143 and encodes 380 amino acids. Gene Ontology annotation, cellular component: transcription factor TFIIH core complex; transcription factor TFIIH holo complex.
AUGAACGCCGUCGACGCCACAGAGCGAAGCGACAAACACGACGAAACAGAGCCGCCAUCACUACUGACCAUCAUCCUUGACACCAAUCCGCAUGCCUGGGCAUUACACGAGACAUCAUUGUCAUUGUCAAAGGCAGUCGCGAAUCUGCUGGUCUUCAUCAAUGCACAUCUCGCCAUCAACCACGGGAACAAGGUCGCAGUGCUCGCCAGCCACGCGGAGCGCGCUGAGUUCUUGUAUCCCGCCCCAGCGAGAGUGAAGCAACACCCAACAGCCGCCACUGGCAAUGUCGACACGGGCAAUGAUGACUUGAUCGGCAGCGGAGGCCCAGUCCAGCCACCAGACGAUGCCAACAAGUACAGACCCUUUGCGCAUAUAGAGCAUGCCUUGACCAGCAAUCUGCGGGAGAUGAUGAACAGAACAUCUCCCACUUCGCUCUCUGCACCAAGCACGAUGCUAGCCGGGGCGUUGACGAUGGCCCUUACAUACAUAUCAAAGCAAUCUGCUUCGCUACCAACCGCAAACUCCAGCGCUCAAUUCAAUUACUCUGACCCGUCCUCUGUCGCAGGUGGCACCGACUUGACUGCCGACGGCAGGAAAAAGAAACAUCAUGGAUUGAGGUCAAGGAUCCUGAUUUUGUCUGUGUCAGGCGACUUGGCAGACCAGUAUAUCAGCAUCAUGAACGCCAUGUUUGCGUGUCAACGUAUGAGCGUACCGAUCGACAUCUUGAAACUCGCCGGCGAUACUGUUUUCCUCCAGCAGGCAGCAGAUGCUACGGGCGGGGUCUAUGUCGCGCUCGAUGACAAGACUCGAGCCGGGUUUCUGCAGUAUCUGAUGUUUGCCUAUCUACCAGAUCAGACUGCACGAGCCCACUUGAUUAUGCCUGGCGAAGGUGAAGGAGUCGACUUUCGAGCAGCCUGCUUCUGUCAUCGCAAGGUCGUCGACACGGGCUACGUCUGCUCAAUUUGCUUGAGCAUAUUCUGCGAACCUUUGCACGAUGGCACAUGCCUCACUUGUGGGAGUCAUCUUACCAUGAGCAACUACGGCCAGAAUCCAGUGGUGGUGCCCAAGAAGAAGAAAAAGAAGAAGCGACCACUUGACGGAGCGACACCAGAUAGUCGAGCUGGCACGCCACUUCCAUCCUGA